This is a messenger RNA of Dendronephthya gigantea, 2705 nucleotides long. RefSeq lists its product as uncharacterized. The record is from RefSeq and is a predicted model, not a curated record. Gene Ontology annotation, molecular function: protein binding. The coding region runs from base 208 to 2019 and encodes 603 amino acids. NCBI's taxonomy places the organism in Eukaryota, Metazoa, Cnidaria, Anthozoa, Malacalcyonacea, Nephtheidae. The transcript is spliced from 7 exons.
GUAGAUAUUGUCAGAGGCCAGCUGUUAGCUCCUUAUAAGGAUGUUCAAGGAGUGUCGCUGUAGUCACGAGAUAUCUUCAACGCUAUUAACAUUACAUGACAAGGUGUUUUAAACACAAAGUGUUGCAGACGGCGUCGACACAACAACUUUUGUGUUGAAGUGAAGAAUUUCUCAACAUCUAUCAAUUCUGAAAAAGAAAAGUGCGAAAUGGAGCAAGGUUAUGAUCCAAUCCGCUUCAUUUUUCAAGUUAAACGAGAUUUGCUUUGCUGCAUUUGCCACCGUGUGUUGAAAGAGCCACGAUUAUGCGAGGCGGAAGAACAUUGCUUUUGUCUGAGUUGCAUAACACAACACCUUGAUAAAGAGGCUAAAACAUGUCCGGAAUGUCGGGAACCCCUCGCAUUGGAAACUUUGAAACUUUCCCAAAUGUUCUUAAAGAAGGUUUUGUCAGAACUAAGAAUCAGGUGUGAUUACAACGAUCGAGGAUGUCCAGAGCAAGUUAAGCUUCGAAAUCUUGAAGAUCACGUGAUUGAUUGCAAGUACCGCCCAACACUGGAUGCCGAAAAGUAUAACACGCAAGUGAGUCAGAAAGACCAGCAGAAUUUCUGUCAGAUGAAAGCUGAAUUUUCUUCUGAUGGAGCAGAACAAAAUGAAUUGAGCCAAAAACGAAUUGAAAUUAAAGUGGAAAAAAAGGAUGAAACGAGAGGCGAGGUGGCAGAACUUAAAAGAAAAUACGAUGAUAAUUACGAAAAAGUAAAGAAAAUGAAGACAAAUGUCUCUCAAGCUGAGCUGAAUAUUCAUUACCUUGAAAUAGCAAGAAAACAAGAUCAAAUGGAAGUGAGACAAGAUGAGAUGAAGAAAGCUCGGGAUGAAGUGAAACAAACCCAAUCAGGAAUUAACGAGAAAGUACUGGAAAUUGAGGUUCAUCACAUUGAAAUGGCAAGAAAACAAGAUCAAAUGGAAGUGAGACAAGAUGAGACGAAGAAAGCUCUUGACGAGAUGAAACAAACCCAAUCAGGAAUUAACGAGAAAGUAGAUAAAAUGGAGGGUGAUUUUCAAAUGAUGAAACGGCAGUUUGAAAGAUUCCAAGGAUUAUUGGGUCAUCAAUUACAAGAAAACAUUGUCAAUCAAGAUGUUAUUAUUAUUGGUGGUUCGUGUACUAGUAGAAACAGACCCCCUUUGAAUACUGUUGAAAAAUAUAAUCUUGUUGAGAAGAGGUCUAUGCUGCCACGAUUGAAUCAUCCUCGAACAGGAUCAGCAUCGUGUGUUUACAAAAAUGACAUCCUGGUCGUUGGUGGUUUCGAUGGUGCAGAAGGAGAAGCCACGAUCGAAGUUUUGAAGAUGAACCAGCAUCCUUUGCGAUGGACAAUGUUUGAUGGUAAACUGCCUGUCAAAUUGUCUGAUCAUGACGUCAUAGUUUAUCAAGGAAAAUUAUAUGUAAUAGGAGGACAUGAUGUGGAUGAAAAAAAAUCAUCGAAUGCCAUUUAUGAGAUUGGUCUUACCCCCCCUUAUACUGCCAAGCAGCUGACGAGAUUGCCUGAGCCAAGAGACGAUCUCAGAGCAGAACUUGUUAAUGGAAAAAUUUUUAUCUUGGGCGGAAGAACAACCUACCAUUCUACAGAUACUCUUGACAGCGUUGUUGUUUAUGAUUUGAUUAAGAAUGAGUUCAAGCCAUGUCCAUCGUUACCUCAGCCUGUUUGUGAAAUGUCCACAGUCAUUUGGGGUGAUAAUAUUAUCGUUCUUGGCGGUAAGGAUAAGACUGAUCGCGCAUUAAGUGACGUCAUUAUGUAUGACACUGAGACGGGGAAAAGUCAGCCACUGCCCUCUAUGAUUUACAGAAGGUACGGCUGCUCAGCUGUCAUCACGAAUGACGUCAUUGUCGUGUUUGGUGGAUGGAAUAAGGAGCAGGGAUAUCUCAACUCAGUGGAAACCUUUACCAUUGGUGGAGAUGGCUGGAAAGAACUGCCAGGAAUGAAACAAAAAAGGUGUAAUGCAACUGCUGUUGUGAAACCUCACAUCUGAAAGUUUUCUCAAUAUAAACUUCUUAUUGUGUCCUUGCAUGAAUAUGAUAAUAUUUUGUGUCGUGAUGGUCAAUCAUUGUUUCGGCGCUUUCUUGAUAUAUGAACAACCAGAAGUCUGUCCCUAAUCAUAAACCUGAAUCUAACAUGAAGUAUUUUGUUUAUAUUUUGGUUUCCUCAUAUAUCAAGAAACAACCAUUGUUCACGUCACGUUGAUAACUGCUGUUGUCAUCUAUAAUAUUUCUAUAUUCUUAUACUGUGACGUCUGGUGAGGUUUAACCAAUAUUAUUAGUGUGUAAAUAUAUAACAUAAGAUAAAUAGAUAUUGAUAUAUAAUGUUUUGUUCAUAUAGUCAAUAUUUUACCCUAACCAGUGUUGAUAACUACUGUUGUCAUCUAUAAUAUUUCUAUAUUCUUAUAUUGUGACGUCUGGUGAAGUUUAACCAAUAUUAUUAGCGUGUAAAUAGGUUCAAUUUGACAUUUUAAUCUUAACCAAUGAACAUUAGCAAUAAGCAGGACAUUAGAUUCAUUAGUGAAAUAAGUUUGAUGAUAAAUAUUGAUCAAUAAAAGAUAGAUGCUUCUAAACUAAGCCUAAUUAUUUUUACGAUGGUUAUUCAGGGUAAUUCUUGCUAGUUGCUAUCAAGCGUUUUAACGAAGCGUGAAUUGACCAGUGGUUUUAACCCAAAAAGCCC